UCAUUGGCAACUCUCUCGAUGGAGCAUAGGAACAGAAAUGCUGCAAGCUGCGAGGUCUGCUCUGCAUUAGUGGCAAGGGAUGAUGGUAAUGAGGAGAUAACCAACCUUGGAAAUAUGCUCGAGAAUGUGGUGCUAUCGCAGGGUAGUCUGGAUCAAGUAAAAUCAGAGAUUGGUAAGCUAAACAAAGAGGCUGCAGAGAUAGUAUUAGCAGAAACCAUCCAUGAAUCAUCACCAGAACUUCCAAAUAAUAAAUGCAUAAUAUGUUUCUUUGGCAAACAUAAAAAUCACAGUUACUUGAACCCAAAGGAAGCCAUUUUCUUAUGUGAGGAUUGUAAGUACAAAAUAGCAUGUUUUUAUACACUCAAUGUUCAGAAAUGGCAUGAGCUUCUCAGCCCAAGAAGCAAAAAGAAAAUAAGUCUCUUUGAACAUAGGAAAGAACAGUCUCCUUCAUCUGCGUCUUCCCACAAAACUGGAAGAAGAAGAAGAAGAAGAGGACGACGAAUAUCUUGUGAAAAAAGAAACAGAACUGGAAGGAAAAGUUAUCAGCAGGUCCUUCGGCAGAGGUAUGAGAAUGGUGAUCCUACAGUAGGACCACUGGGUCAGCCAAGUGGAAAAUUUGAUUAUUUGGUAGAGUAUUCCACAGUAGAGUCCAAAAGUAAUUCACUUAAUGCAUUUGAUGAAAAUCUCUUCAGUCCCACAGGAUGGGGUGAUACCGAAUGA
Phalaenopsis equestris is the source of this 720-nucleotide messenger RNA. RefSeq lists its product as uncharacterized. The transcript has 3 exons. Bases 19 to 720 code for a protein of 233 amino acids. The record is from RefSeq and is a predicted model, not a curated record. NCBI's taxonomy places the organism in Eukaryota, Viridiplantae, Streptophyta, Magnoliopsida, Asparagales, Orchidaceae.